This is a messenger RNA of Mytilus californianus (California mussel), 6316 nucleotides long. Its product is annotated as epidermal retinol dehydrogenase 2-like. NCBI's taxonomy places the organism in Eukaryota, Metazoa, Mollusca, Bivalvia, Mytilida, Mytilidae. Gene Ontology annotation, cellular component: lipid droplet. The record is from RefSeq and is a predicted model, not a curated record. Bases 46 to 1080 code for a protein of 344 amino acids. The transcript is spliced from 5 exons. Gene Ontology annotation, molecular function: oxidoreductase activity, acting on the CH-OH group of donors, NAD or NADP as acceptor.
UUCAACGUUGUUAUGAUUGACAGCAGCCCUAUAUGAAAACGAAGGAUGAUGUUACCUGAUGCAGAAGACAACAGAGCGUUGUCAAAGGAAGGUGUGCGGGAAAAAGAGACUAAAAUGUCAAUUUUUAUUGACUGCAUUGAAGCUUUGAAGGCAUUUUUAGUUGCUUACAUGACAUCGAUUUGGAGAUUUUUUGUCUCUCCCCCAAACAAAUCGGUGACGAGUGAGAUAGUCUUAAUUACGGGGAGCGGUUCAGGGAUUGGGAGACAGUUGGCAUUGGAAUUUGGAAAGUUAGGUGCUAUUCUUGUGCUAUGGGAUAUCGAUGAAAAAGCAAACGAGGAAACAGGAAAUCUGAUGAAAAAGUUUGAUGUGAGAUUCCAUCUUUACAAAUGUGAUGUUGGAAUAAAGGAAGAAGUGAAAAAAGUAGGAAGGAGAGUGAAAGAAGAAGUUGGAGAUGUUGCUAUUUUGAUAAACAAUGCUGGCAUUGUAUCAGGGACCAAACUUAUAAAUACCCCAGACCAUAUGAUAGAAAAAGUCUUCUGUGUCAAUCUAUUGGCCCACUACUGGACUGUCAAAUUUUUCAUGCCUACAAUGAUAAGAAAAAAUCAUGGCCACAUAGUAAAUAUAGCCAGCUCUACUGGAUUGGUAGGUAUCAACAAACUCACAGAGUACUGUGCUUCCAAGUUUGGGGUGGUCGGCUUUACAGAGGUGCUUAGUUACGAACUAAUAUUUGGAGGUCAUGAUGGGGUACAUACAACACUAGUCUGUCCAUCUUAUGUAGAGACUGGAAUGUUUGAGGGAUGUAGAAUGAGGUUUCCAUGGAUAUUGCCCCCAUUGAAAGUCAGCUAUACAGUUAAUAAGAUCAUGCAGGCAAUUCUGACAAACCAACAGAUGAUAUGUAUACCAAGAUCUAUAUACCUCUUUACAUUUCUCAAAACAAUACUACCUGUAGAAGCAUUUCAUGAGAUAAUAAAGUUAUUUGGUGCAGCAAAUUUUAUGGACAGUUUCAUUGGUCGAAAAAAGACUGAAACAGAAGAGAAUACAAAUGGUUUCCAUAAUGGACAUGACACAGUAAAAACUUGAAUGGCAAGUGUGGACACUCAGUAGAGAGGAAAUUUAGCGUGCAAUUGAGUGAAGAAAACUUUUAACAUCUAGUGCAAUCAAUCUAAUUGAUUGUGGUUUUGUAAUUGUUUGAAAAAUGUCAAACAUACAUCAUGUACAUUUUCAUAAAACAUAUGCUGUAGUUUCAUUUGUGAUCAUGUGUAAUAAUUCUGUCAUAAUAAGACGUUAAAUUGUAUUUUUAUGGCUACUAUAAAUUCUGAAAUUAUUGCUAGGUUUUUAUUAUUGCAAAUAAUGCAACUUGGUGAGAAUUGCAAUAAUAAAAAAUUUGCAGAAAAAAGUAUUCUGAUAUCUGAUACAUAUAUCUAUAUAUAUAUGCAGCUUUUCCUGAAAUUGCAAUGAUUAAUCUCGCAUUUUUUAUUUAUUCUUCAAAAAUUGCAGUGAUAAAUGCGUACAAUAAUCUUUGAAUUUACAGUUCUUGAUUUUAUGGUUGUAAAAAAAUAAUGCUGAACAAUUUAUAUGAGCAAAGGGAUUUGAAUAGAAUAGCAAAAAACAUCUAAGGUCAGUUUUGCCUGAGGGAGUUUAAACCAUAGUUUAUCAAAUCUAUCAACCGAAAAUUUAAUAAAUGUUUGUUAUAAUCAUAUCUGUGGCAAAUUACUGACUACUUAGGCGGAAAAUGUUACUGGGACUUACAGCCCAACAAGAGAAGCAUUGUUAUUCAGAAUUCCAAUUGAUAAUUUUCAAAUAAUUUUAGGGAUGAUAUUUUUCAUGACUUCAUUGUUUGAAUAUAGAAAAGCAAAGUUUAAAAAAAAAAAACUAUUGUAUUAUGUCACAGCCAAAGUUAUCUAACAGGAGGGGCAGUAGGAGGGAGUGUCAUCCUGAAUUCCUGAAAAAAUAAAGUAUUCUUUCCCUGAUCCUGAAAAAUUAAUUAUUAAUUCCCAGUCCCGAAAGGGUAAAUCCCAAUUCCAGCGACACAAAAAUCCCAAUACUGAAUUCCCGCAAAAAUAAAGGCCUAAUCCAGAUAUCCUGAAAAAGGUCCUUCUGCAACUCAAACAUAUAUCUUGAUGUGCCCCUAGGUUGUCUAAAUGUUUGUAUUUUUCCUGUGUUUUACAGAGAUUGUCAACCAUCAACUCAUGUUACACUAUGUCAUGUAAAUAAAUGUUUUUGGAAAGCUGGUUGAAUUGAUUGCAAUCUAUCUUAUUUAAAAAAAAAUGUUUUUACAUAAAAUAUGAUAAAGCAAGGUUAUAUCUUUAUACUUGAAAUUUUAUUUAUUCACUGAAGUUUUCUUUUUUCCUUGUUACUGUAUAUCAGAAUUUAUUGUGUGCAUUUAUUAUUGGGAUUUUUAAAGAAAUGACAUAAAUACAAGAUUGAUUAUUGCAAAUUCAGAAAAAUCUGCUUAUAUAUGUACCAGAUAUCAGAAUGCACACUCUUAUUAUAGCGAUACUCACCUAGUCGCAUUAUUCGCGUUAAUAAAAAUCAAAAUCUUGCAAUAAUUCCUGAAUUUACAGUUCUCAAUUGGCAUAAUACUAAAAUUUUGAUAUUGGAACUGAUGACAAUUAACGAUAAUGAAAAUUCUUUUAAAUGCAUAGUAGAAAAUUGAAUAGAGUGGCCUGUGCUUCACAGAAAAGUCUAAUGAAGUUUCAGAAAAUUAGCAAAAAUAUGGCUUACAGUGGACACUCAUAAAGUUCCUAAAUUAAAAACUAAUUUUUGUCGAGCCUGCAACUUUUGUCACAGAAAGCUCGACAUAGGGACAGUGAUGCGGCGGCGGCAGUGUUAGCUAACUUCUUAAAAGCUUUGUAUUUUAGAAAGUGGAAGACCUUGAUGCUUCAUACUUUGUAUAUAGAUGCCUUAUGUUACGAAGUUUCCGUCUGUCACAUGUCCAUUGUCCUUGACCUCAUUUUUAUGGUUCAGUGACUACUUGAAAAAAAGUUGAGAUUUUUUGUAAUGUUAAUUUCUCUCUUAUUAUGAGUAAUAGGUCAUUAGGAUAACUAUAUUUGGUAUGUGCGUACCUUGCAAGGUCCUCAUGCCAGUCAGACAGUUUUCACUUGACCUCGACCUCAUAUCAUGGAUCAGUGAACAAGGUAUAGUUUUGGUGGUCAAGUCCAUAUCUCAGAAACUAUAAGCAAUAGGUCUAGUAUAUUUGGUGUAUAGAAGGAUUGUAAGAUGUACAUGCCCAACUGGCAGGUGUCAUCUGACCUUGACCUCAUUUUCAUGGUUCAGUGGUUACAGUUAAGUUUUUGUGUUUUGGUCCGUUUUUCUUAUACUUUAUGCAAUAGGUCUACUAUAUUUGGUGUAUGGAAUGAUUGUAAGAUGUACAUGUCCAACUGGCAGGUGUCAUCUGAUUUUGACCUCAUUUUCAUGGUUCAGUGGUCUUGGUUAAGUUUUUGAGUUUUGGUCUUUUUUCUGAUACUAUAUGCAAUAAGUCAACUAUAUUUGGUGUAUGGAAAUAUUUUAUGAUAUACAUAUCAGUCUCGCAGGUUUUAUUUGACCUUGACCUCAUUUUCACGGUUCAUUGCUCAGUGUUAAGUUUAUGUGUUUUGGUCUGUUUUUUUUAAACUAUAAGCAAUAGGUCAACUAUAUUUGUUGUAUGGAAGGAUUGUAAGCUGUUCAUGUCUGCCUGGCAUGGUUCAUCUGACCUUGACCUCAUUUUCACGAUCCAUUGGUCAAUGUUUAGUUUUUUUGGUUAAGUCUGUUUCUUAGAAACUAUAAGCAAUAGGUCAACUAUAUUUAGUGUAUUGAAUGAUUGUAAGGUGUACAUGUAUUUCUCUUCUGGUUUAUAUGACCUUGACUUCAUUUUCUUGGAUCAUGUUGAGUUUAUGUUAAAGUUUUAGUAAAGCUUUCAUUUAGGACUAUCAACAUAAUAUCAAUGGUUAGUAAAGAAGGCAAGACAUUUCGCGUGUGCACUCUUGUUAAUGUACAAGCACAAUGUUUCAUCAGUGAGAAUAUUUCUAUUGUAAGAAAAAAGGAUUUUUUACACUAUUUUAUUAUUUUUCACAUCUAUAUUAUUGUAUAGUAAUUGCUACAUAUUAAAAUCUGAUUAAAAUAUUGAUCCUGUGUGCAAGCUUUGCUUACAUGGAUCUGACAACACUCAGUUUUACUUUCUGUUCUGGUAAUUAGUACAUUAGCCAAUGAAUUUACGCCUCCAAAUUUUUGAAGGUGUGUAUUAAUCCGACAAAACCAGAGGAUCCCGAAAGGUGUUUAAAACAGAAAGUACAAGUACUGUACAACUGAGAGCUUUCCGAUCCUUGUAAACAAAGCUUGGACACAGGAUUAGUAUUUUAAUCGGAUUGUACUUAUUGUUUUUUUCUCUUGUGUAAUAUAAUAUUGAUGUUUUUUAACUGUGAUGUUUGUUUUUAUUCUCGAUAUUUCUCCACUGAGAGAGUGUUCAAUUUCUUAAAUAAAACUUGUAAAAUUUGAAAUUAGUAAUCAUGGUUGUCUGUGAUCCUUUUUGAUAAAUUUUGAAAUCUAAUUGUUGGUUCUCUAAGAGCCUAAAAAUGAUCAUAGUAUAACGUUCACCUUGUCCGACCGUUUGUCCAACAAAUAUUUUGUUACACUUUUCUCAAAAUCUACUUCACAGAAUGACUCCAUAUAUGGCCAGCUAGUAAGCAAUGUUGAGCUGAAAAGUAUGUGCAUUUUCCGAUCUGUCCAACAUCUACUUUCUGUUUUUCGAUACUUUGAAUUAUGAGUGGGAUGUACCUUGCACUUCAAAGCAUUUAUUAUUUAUUGUUUUAUUUUCCCUAGUAUUAAACACAUUAAUAUGAUUAUUGUUUAUUGUUGGUGGAAUUUGCUGUUUGUUUGUUUGUUUUUUUUAGUUAUCUUUUACAAAUUUGACAAUUAUGGCGUUCUCAUAUUCACAGCCAUAUGAGGGAUUUUUGGUCGAGUGGUCUAAGUUGUUCACCUACUGUAUCACUAGCCUGUCAACACCAAGGUUGUGAGUUCAAUUCCCGCCCGAGACAGGUAUGUUCAACUAUCUCAAUUGACUAGGAUUGUCAGUUUUCCUACUUAAGGUCAUGGUUCUCUCCGGGCUAUAUGGCUUCCUCCACCAAUAAAAACUGACCGUCACAAAAUAGCCAAUAGUGCUGAAAGUGGCGUUAAGCACCAAUCAAUCAAACAAUCGCAUCCAUAUGCAUGUUAUAUUUAAAAAUAACUACAAAGUUGCAUAAUUAUUAACACUUUUUACCGUAAAUUACCUUUCAAGAAUAUGUUAUAAAAGGGCAGCUCUUUUAAAUAAGGGCUGUUAUACAGAUAAAUAUGCAUUAAACCCUGAGAAGGCACUUUGAAAUCUCAGCUAUGGGAGAACAGAGAAAUUAAAAGUUGGUUCUGUAGGUGUUUACCCCAUUAUGAAAGUGCCUUCUCUGAGUACCAUUCUGAUCGAGCUUUAAACUAAAUGUGAAUAAGAGUAAUUUCCCUUUGAGGGCAAUAUCUCUGUUUUUCUUAAAUGAAGAGUUAGAUUUUUGAAUUAUUCUAUAUGGAAUUUGCUUGUAAUAUUUGGUUUGUAUAAACCAGCCUUUAUUGUUGUCUGUGCACGAGGUCUUAAAACUUCUGACAAACUUGUAAGCUAGAAUGUAUGGUCAGAAUAUAAGAUAAUUCAUACUUUUAUAUAUACAUCAUACAUGUACUACCAAUCAUAACUCUGUAUUGUAAUGUGGUUAAGAUUUUGUUAUUUAAUUUGUAAAUAUGAAAACAUAUAUCAAAUGAUAAAUUAAUGUGAAAGUAUAUACUAUCUACAUAUGUUAAGUGUAUUAAUUCACUCAAAUAUAAAUCACUUUCAAUCACCUCAUUAUGUCGAGGAUAGGGGAACAUUAAGUUGUAUUUCGGGAAUUACAGAAAAUUCAGAAAUUAUUUCGAGGUUUUUAUUAAUGGGAAUGAUGUGACUGGGUCAGUAUCUCAAUAAUUAAUCUCUCACUUUUGUCCAUUCAUAAAAAUUCCCAAAAUUAAAUGCACGCAAUAAUUUCUGACUUUACAGUACAUUGUUUUGGGCUAAACAAUAAAGAUAAGAGAAAAAUGGGUGAAGAAAAUGAAGAAUACAGAAACAUAGCCUUAGAAACAAAAGAAUACAGAAAUGAAUUCAUUUUCUUGUUAUUUUGUAAAUUUCAAUUUAUAAUUAGAUUCAUUCGAUUAUAAAUACAUUGUUUGUUAAUUGUUAUUAUGUUAUAUAUAUGUUAUGUCGUAAUUGGUGCUACUAAAAUAAAUAUAUAUAUGUAUAUUGUUACCAUAAAUCUUUGUUGGAGUAGCCAGCUAAUAUAUCUUUAUAAACAUC